AUGAUCUCCACCGUCACAGCAGCAUAUAACAUUCGUUCGUUCGCUUACGUGCAAGUUGCCGUGGCCGUAGCUGUUUUGUAUGAUCACGUAUUGACCUUCAGCAGUGAAAUAGAUUAUAUAUGGCGGAGGUCGCCUUCAUUAGUGACCGCCUUGUAUCUGUUGGACCGCUACUUGGGCGAUAUCAUUGUGAUCGUCGGCGCUUAUCUUUGCCUCACUGAGGAUGCUUCGACAGAAGUCCGAGCUUGGGGUACUCUUCUGAUUUCAUGGCUGACUCAAUGCAUCAUGCAACUCCGAAUAUAUGCCAUGUACCGGCGGUCCAGACGGAUACUCGUGCUACUAGUUCUUGCUUUUUUCGGCGAGGUCUUCGCUGUUGUUGUAAUCAUCUGGAAAACCAUUGGUCCAACAAGUAAAUUUGUCGUCACCAAUGAGGCAUAUCCUGGAAAGCACUUGUGCUCCUUCUCCGGAAUUAACACCAACUUCACUUACUUGUUCAUACCCGUCUUCUGCUUUGAAAUCUUGCUCUUCUCCCUUGCUAUCAGAGUUUCCCUAAACAAUAUCAGAGACAAGAGGAGACUCCCUGGCGCUUCCAUCUUGUGCGUAGACUCAUUCAUGAGCAUACUCUUACGAGAUAGCAUCUUGUAUUUUUUCAUAAACCUGGCAAUGUGCGCUAUCCUCAUGGGCCUGUGGCGCAAUGCCGCUGAAAUGCACGCAAAUAUAUCUAUCCCAUUCGUCAUGCUCGUCGAGACCGUGAUCGGUAGUCGCAUGGUCAUCAACUUCAAGGAACACUGUAAUCGCCGUUUCAGCUCAGAACCGAUCAUGAUCGCAGGGGGCCCCGGAUCAAUACGUUUCGCAGGCGUGAGCCUAGAAACCGCUCGCCUGGAUACCAUCCAUGAAGAGUUGAUGAAAGGUGAUGAGAUGCAGACGAUCAAGGAUGAAGAGAGUGCUGAGAUCAUCACGUUUGAGGCGUUAUGA
Molecule: messenger RNA, 972 nt
Organism: Suillus paluster
Lineage: Eukaryota; Fungi; Basidiomycota; Agaricomycetes; Boletales; Suillaceae
Exons: 13
Coding region: 1-972 (323 amino acids)
Source: RefSeq, a predicted model, not a curated record